Molecule: messenger RNA, 7440 nt
Organism: Sardina pilchardus (European sardine)
Lineage: Eukaryota; Metazoa; Chordata; Actinopteri; Clupeiformes; Clupeidae
Product: NACHT, LRR and PYD domains-containing protein 12-like
Exons: 16
Coding region: 94-4794 (1566 amino acids)
Biological process (GO): intracellular signal transduction
Molecular function (GO): protein binding
Source: RefSeq, a predicted model, not a curated record
ACCUGCGCACAGGUGAAAACGAAAGGAUCAGAAUAUCAACUUGAACAUGUAGUCCAUUCUGGUGGAAAGACAAAGCUACUACGAAAACUACUGAUGGAUGUCCCUCAAGAGGGAGAGGAUGCUGUUGGUGGAAAUCAGACAGGCAGAGCAGCAUGUGCUGUGUCCAGCCACGUGUCCAUGAAGAAUGAGGAGUCCGUCACUGAUGGGCAUCAGGGGGUCAGCACAGGAAUAGUGCUGUCUUAUCCAAGACCACAGACACACAGACCAGUGUCUCCAGUGCCCAGCGGUGUGUCCAUGAAGACUGACCAGUCCAUGGAUCCCCCUCUCAGACUCAGCAGUGGACCAAAGUCUGAUCCAAAACCACAGACACACAGACCAGUGUCUCCAGUGCCCAGCUGUGUGUCCAUGAAGAGUGACCGGUCCAUGAAUACCCCUCUCAGACUCAGCAGUGGACCACAGUCUGAUCCAAAGAACAUACUGACCCAGGAUCAGUCCAGGUGUGGAGUGUGUGAGCAGCUACUGAGGGACCCAGUCACCACCAGCUGUGGACACAGUUUCUGCAGUUUCUGCAUCAGCAGCUACUGGAGCCAGUCUGGUGCAUCAGGAGACAACAGCUGCCCCCAGUGCAGAAAAAGACCCAGAACACAACCCGUUAUAAACCCUGACAUAACUGUGGCACAACCUCACCUAUACCCACUAACAGCCAUGGUGGCACAACCUGCAUCUUACCAACACAAUGAAAUGGCACUUCAUCUGAACCCAUCUGCAAAUAUGGCACAAGUUCCUCCAUCCCCACACUCAGACAGGGGACAGCGUCCUCAGUACUCAAACUCAGCCAUGGGGCAGCAUAAUCAUCCACACAUCCAGCACCCUCUUUAUCCACACAUCCAUACGGCACAGAUCUCUCCACAGCCUCCCUUAGAUGAGCACACAGUCAUGAGAGGCAGCACCCAUCUGCAAACUGAGCAUGCUCCAGUUAGAAGGGCCAAACUAACAGAUGACCAUGUUCUGACCAGAGUACUGAUGACCCAUAAAGCCAUCAUGAAGAGGAGGUUUGAGAGCAUAUGUGAAGGCAUCAUAAGGUCAGGGACUCAAACACUCCUGAACAAGAUCUACACAGAGCUCUACAUCACAGAAGGAGAGAGUGAAGGGGUGAAUAAUGAGCAUGAGGUUUGGCAGGUAGAGUCAGCAUCCAGGCCACAAACUUCAGAGGAAACAGCAAUCAACUGCAAUGACAUCUUCAAGCCCUUACCUGGACAGAAGAGACACAUCAGAACUGUCAUGACCAAGGGGAUCGCUGGUAUUGGAAAAACAGUGUCAGUGCAGAAGUUCAUCCUUGACAGGGCAGAGGAGAAGGCUAACCAGGAUGUAGAUUUCAUGUUUGUGCUUCCGUUCCGUGAGCUGAAUUUGGUCAAACAUGAUCAGUACAGUCUUCACAGGCUCCUGCUUGACUUCCACCCUGAGCUUAAAGAGCUACAGAAUGGUGAAUACAAAGACUGCCACAUUGUGUUCAUCUUUGAUGGUCUGGAUGAGAGUAGACUUCCUCUGAAAUUCCAAGAGAACCAGAAGUUGUCUGACGUGACACAAACAUCAUCAGUGGAUGUGCUGAUGACGAGUCUCAUUCAGGGAACUCUGCUUCCCUCUGCUCUCAUCUGGAUAACCUCCCGACCAGCAGCAACCAGUCAGAUCCCUUCUCAGUGCAUCAGUCAGGUGACAGAAGUACGAGGGUUCAAUGACCCGCAGAAGGAAGAGUACUUCAGGAAGAGGAUCAGUGACCAGAAUCAAGCCAACAGAAUUAUUUCACACAUUAAGACAACCAGGAGUCUCCACAUCAUGUGCCACAUGCCAGUCUUCUGUUGGAUCUCAGCCACUGUCCUUCAGCAGAUACUGGAACAGGAUGAUGAAAAGGAAGCCCCCAAAACACUGACUGAGAUGUUCAUACACUUUCUGCUCAUCCAGACCACCAGGAAGAACCAGAAGUAUCAAGAGGAAAGUGAGACAGAUAGACAGAGGCUCCUGGAGUCACACCAGGGUGUCAUAUUGAAAUUGGCAGAGCUGGCUUUCAAGCAUCUGGAAAAUGGCAAUCUCAUGUUCUAUGAGGAAGACCUGAGAGAGUGUGGCAUUGAUGCCAGUGAAGCUUCAGUGUACUCUGGCAUGUGCACUGAGAUCUUCAGGGAGGAAUGUGUGUUUCACCACAAGAAGGUCUACUGCUUUGUCCAUCUGAGCAUCCAAGAGUUUCUUGCUGCACUUCAUUUGUUUGCCUCCUACUUGAGUAAGAACAUGGAGGUCCUGAAACCAUUUCUUAAAAGAAAGUCCAUGUCUUUGGCAGAUUGGCCUCUAGAUGAGCUGCUGAAGAAUGCUGUGAUCAAAGCUUUGGAAAGCAAGAAUGGACACCUUGAUUUGUUUGUUCGCUUCCUUCAUGGCAUUUCUCUGGUGUCAAAUCAGAGACUUUUGCUUGGUCUCCUGACAGACACACACAGCAACCCAGAGAGUGUGAAGAAAACAAUUAAGAACCUGAAGAUGAUGCAGAGACCAAAUAUCUCCCCCGAGAGGUGCAUCAAUCUGUUCCACUGCCUGGUGGAAAUGCAUGACUCUUCUGUUCAUGAUGAAAUCCAGGCUUUCCUGAGGGCAGAGAAAGGUGCCGUGGAACAGCUCACACUGGCUCACUGCUCAGCUUUGGCUCAUGUGCUUCUGAUGUCUGAUGAGGUGCUGGAUGAGUUUGACCUGAGCAAAUACAAAACCUCUCCAGCAGGUCGCAGGAGACUGGUUCCAGUCGUGAGAUGCUGCAAAAAGGCUCUACUUGCUGGCUGCAAUCUAACAGAAAGGUCUUAUGAGAUUGUGGCCUCAGCUCUGCAGUCUGGAAACUCCCCCUUGAGGGAGCUGGACUUGAGUCAGAAUGACCUGGAAAAGUCAGGAGAAAAGCUGGUGUCUGCUCUUCAAAGUCCAAACUGCAAACUGGAGACACUGAGACUUGCUGGCUGCAAUCUAACAGAGAAGUCCUGGGAGAUUGUGGCCUCAGCUCUGCAGUCUGCAAACUCCCCCUUAAGAGAGCUGGACCUGAGUCAGAAUGACCUGCAGACGUCAGGAGAAAAGCUGUCUGCUCUACAGAGUCCAAACUGCAAAUUGGAAACACUGAGACUUGUUGGCUGUAAACUGAGAGGAAGAUUUUUGGCCUCGAUUCUUCAGUGUGGAAACUCCCACCUACGAGAGCUGGACAUCAGUGACAGUGAGCUUCAGGACUGUGGAGGAGAACUGCUCCAUCAACCACUGAAUCAGGACUGUAAAGUGAGACUUGUCAGCUGUAAACUCAAACAGAGCUCCUCUAAGGUUGUGGUCUCAGUUCUGCAGUCAUAUAUUUCUCAACUGAGUGAGUUGGACAUGAGUGGCUGUGAUCUGCAAACAUCAGACGAGAAGCUACUCUAUGGUCUUAAAAACUCGAACUGCCACCUGGAGAAACUGCGAUUUGUUGGCUGUAAGCUCACAGAUAAAUCGUGUGAGAUUGUGGCUUUGGUUCUGCAGUCAUCAAACUCCCUGAUGGAGCUGGACCUGAGUCACAAUAACCUGGGAGAUUCUGGAGUUCAGCUCCUCUCUAAGGGACUGUCUAGUCCCCACUGUAAACUGCAGACAUUAAGGCUCAGUAAGUGUGGAAUCUUAGAUGAAGGAUAUGUUUUACUGGCUCUCACUCUGAUGUCAAACCCUUCCUGUAUGAAAGACCUGGAUGUGAGCAACAAUCAUCCUGGAGAAUCAGCACAGAAGCUGUUAUCUGCUACACUGGAAGAUCCUCACCACAAAGUUGAAGCAAUUCAGCUGAAUCAGUGUCACCUCUCUAAAGCAAGCUGUGAAAUGAUGGCAUCCGUGCUGCAAAGUGCCCCUUCCCAUCUGAGAGAACUGGACAUGAGUGACAAUGACCUGCAGGAUGAAGGAGUGAAGCUGCUCUGUGUGGGACUAAGAGAAUCGCAAUGCAAGCUGGACACACUGAGACUGUCUGGUUGUCUCAUCACACAUGAGGGCUGUUCUCUGUUGUCCUCUGCCCUCAAAUCAAACCCCUCCUACCUGAAACAGCUGGAUCUGAGCUACAAUCACCCAGGAGACUCAGGUGUCAGAGAGCUCACAGACAGACUGAAUGAUCCCAGCUGUAAACUAGAGACGUUGAGGUAUGACCAUGGAGGAGAGUGCAGGAUUAAACCAGGACUGAGAAAAUAUGCCUGUGAGCUCACACUGGACCCAAACACAGCAGGCAGACAUCUCUCUCUCUCUGAGGGGAACAGAAAGGUGACGCAUGGGCAGCAGCAGUCGUAUCCUGCCCACCCAGAGAGAUUUGACUCCUACCUUCAGGUGCUGUGUAGAGAGGGUCUGUCUGGACACCACCCAGAGACAUGUGACAGUCUGGGUCAGAGUCUAGUCAGCACGGGUCAGUCUGGACGCUACUACUGGGAGGCUGAGUGGAGUGGUAAUGGUACCUUUUAUAUAGCAGUGGCCUAUAAAAGCAUGGAGAGGAAACGGGGUGGGGACAGCAACGUGUUUGGAUGUAAUACCAAGUCCUGGAUGCUGCACUGCUCUGGUAGCAGUUACUCUGCCCAUCACAAUAAUAAGAAUACUGCCAUACCUGCCCCCUCCUCCCGCUCCAGCAGAGUAGCAGUGUACCUGGACUGGCCAGCAGGCACUCUGUCCUUCUACAGCGUCUCCUCUAACACACUCACCCACCUGCACACGUUCCACUCCACAUUCACCGAGUCCCUCUAUCCUGGGUUUUAUGUUUAUAACUCCUCAGUGUCCCUGUGCCAGAUCACAUGACCUCCUAAUCCUGCAGCAGAGGAGCGCCAUGUUCUGAUAUGCUUGAGAGUGAGAGGGAUUAAAUAAAAAGUGUGUGUGUGUGUGUGUGUGUGUGUGUGAGUGUGUGUCAUCAUGUUCAGUUGUAUGGCACAUGUGCAUUCUCAGGAGCAAGUACUUCACCAACUGGACCUAAACCUGUGGGCAUCCAGGUGGGUGGAGGGGUUGAAUAGUGAUCUCCCUUGACCACCUACAGUAACCCCCAAAUAUAUCUGGGUCCUGACCUGGAUCCAGGAUGCCCGCUCUGAGUGUGUGUAUGUGCUGCCCAAUCCUCCAUGUGUGCAUGUGCUGCCCACUGCUCUAUGUGUGUGUGUGUGUGUGUGUGUGUGUGUGUGUGUGUGUGUGUGUGUGUGUGUGUGUGUGUGUGUGUGUGUGUGUGUGUGUGCUGCCCACUGCUCUGUGUGUGUAUGCUCCUGCAUGGUGAGGUCACUGUUCUGUGUGUGUGUGUGUGUGUGUGUGUACACUACCCCCAGAUUGCUAAAGUACAGGACAUUUUAGGAAAGGAAAGGUCUAGAGACCAACUAAAUCCAGUCAUUCCAAUAACAGAACGACCAAGACUGACCAGACUGACCUGAGUAGACUGACCUACAGGCAGAUUCAUCCAAAGGUGGACUUGGAUCGGAGGGGAAACUGCCUUUGUGUCCAGAGCUCUUUCUGGAGCUGGACACAACCAAAGCCUCAACAGCGAAGGAGAUCCUGGCCCAGACAACUCUGACGGUGUCCACUCCUGCUUCCUCGGUCCCGCUUGGCAGAUUCAUCCAGAGGUGGACCACCUGAGGCUACAGUCACCUGACCACCUGAGGCUACAAGGCGCGUUCAACUUGACCUCUUGCAGCAGCGAGAGCUGCCGGCGGCAGCAGGGGCGGGGAUGCAAACGCUGCUAUGAAGUUGUACACUCUCUACUUCCUGUGGUCUAGACUUGACCAUGUGAUGAAUCACGAGGCACGGACCCGCACGGACCCUUGUGGAUAUGAGGAGGCAUCUAAACACCUGCACAUACGUCAGGGAUGUAAAAGCCAAUUAGGGCAAAGACCUGACGUCAUGAAGGCAGGGUCUAGGCUCCGCUGCGCUCCGCAGUACCUCUAAAGUUGCUGCUCUGCUGCGGAGCAGCCGCCUUGCUCCCGCGAUAAGUUGAGGCCAUGUGAUACCGACUGCUGAGUCGAAAACACACCCAUCUAGACCAUCGUGGACAGAUGUUUAACCACGUGCAUCUUGUGCUGCGCAGUUUUUGUGCUGCGCAGCCAUCUUGAACUCGCCUAUUGAGAAUAGCCUAAUGGCUGAAACUCACCACCUGACCACCAGGAGUGCGAGCAUUGAGAAUAGCCUAAUGGCUGCAACUCACCCUCAGUAAAAUCUUUUUCAGCUAAGUCUAUUUUUUCAGAUUGCGAACCUUUCCUGCCUUUUUCUUUUAUCCUUUGGUUUGACACACUUGUUUAAAAAAGACUUUCAACAGUACUCUUCCUUCUAAGGCACCAGGACCCAACUCCUUCCAGAUGUGUAAUUCCAGAUCCACCAAUAAGGAAAAUACAUCAAUAAUGUCCACAGCACAGGGGGCAAUAAAGACGUCAGGAACAGCACAUUCAUAUGGACAGAUGUUCAACUCCCAGUACACACACAGCAGAUGGAUCACACUGCACAUUAGUACAGUACACCAACAGGUUCAGCUCACCCAACCACAUGUCCUGUCCAGUCCUGCGUCCUUCCAGCAGGAACGGCUCCCACUGCAGGACCACCUGCUCACCUGUCUGGGGAAACUGGGCAAAUGAUCUGUGUCUGGGUCACACCCGUGUCUAGGGUCAGGAGCAACAACAGAGGAGAGAGCCUGCAAUCUGGGCAAAGACACAUUGGAACAAAGUCUGUGAAUGUGUUUGGAGAGUUUAUUUAAAAAGAAAACAUGUCUACACACUUGUCUGCUAAAUCUUUGUGUCUGCGUGAGUCAGUGGUCAGUGUGUCUGUCUGUAUCAACAUACAAUUCUUAACAUUUGCACGAUUUUGUGUGUGUGUGUGCGUGUGUGUGUGUGUGUGUGUGUGUGUGUGUGUGGACAUGCGUGCAUGCGUGCGUAAUCAAAAUCAAUCAAAGCGCUGGACAACCUGGGAGGGAGUGAUCAACAGGACGAUAAGCUGGGCUGACAUGUGGAAGGUCCCCCAAGCAAGGUUGAGCUUCCUCAUGAGGUCCACCUAUGAUACUCCCCCAAGCCCCAGCAACCUGUGCGUAUGGUACAGCUCAGAGGAAAAGUGCCCACUCUGUAAUGGCCCAAAGCCAAGCCUGCAGCAUAUCCUAUCCAGCUGCAGAACAGCUGUGGCACAGGGCCGGUACAGGUGGCGUCAUGAGCGCGUCCUGCGGAAGCUGCCGGAGAUCCUGGAGACACGUAGGCUGGAAGAGCAUCCAACAGCAACAACAAAGCGGCUGAUCCACUUCACUGGAGAGGGAGGAGUGGCACAGAAAGUCCCACGGGAGAAGAGCUCAGCCCGUUAGAACAUCUGGAUGGGACUGGACCCUCAGAGUGGACCAGGAGCGGCUGCUCAAGUCUCCAACUGAGAUCAGCACAACCAACCUGCCACCCGACAUCAUCCUGUGCUCCACCACAGCUCGGGCUGUGACUAUGGCGG